Molecule: messenger RNA, 315 nt
Organism: Metschnikowia bicuspidata var. bicuspidata NRRL YB-4993
Lineage: Eukaryota; Fungi; Ascomycota; Pichiomycetes; Serinales; Metschnikowiaceae
Exons: 1
Coding region: 109-309 (66 amino acids)
Source: RefSeq, a predicted model, not a curated record
UUGGCCCAGUUGGUUAAGGCGUGGUGCUAAUAACGCCAAGAUCAGCAGUUCGAUCCUGCUAGGGACCAGUCAGGGCGUGUGGCGCAGUUGGUAGCGCGUUCCCUUAGCAUGGGAAAGGUCUCCGGUUCAAAUCCGGACUCGUCCAAUUUUUUUGAAACGAGACAUCUAGCUGAUGAAGCAGAAGAAAGACUACAGAACAGUUUGCAAGCUUGCCCCGAGCUGAAAACGAAAUGCAGAUCCGAAAGACCUGUCGCCAAGUUAUGUUCUUUUACAAUUUAUUGUAUCUGUGAGAAGCCUGGUGCUCCUUAACGUCAC